AUGGAGAGAGAACGACAGUACAUCCGCCCAAGAGUAGGCGGAAUCAUCACCCCCGCGGGCGAUGGCCGCCCCGCUGCUCGCUCUGCUGAGUGGGCGACAAGUAACCGUGAGCAUGACGGACAGCAGCAGCAGCCUGUGAGGUCUAUCUUAAGGAGGACAACCCUUCGGCCGUCAAUGAGGCCACGCCGGAACUCGGAUAGUUCUGUCACAUCGUCUAACCUUCCACCAUCCGGAGGUGGGAGCAGCGACUCUGAACUGACCCCUCCCCCUUCUCGCAUUCCUCCUCCUCCCCCAUCCUCAACAAGCUCGUUGCCAAGGAAGGUUUUGAGGCCUCAGUAUCCUAUUCCUGCUGAACGCCAGACAGUCAUCAAUCUCAGGCCGACCAGGGGAGCUUCUGGCACUCAUGCUAGCUAUCGUGCCCCUCCUCCUGCUCGUACCCUCAUCCCCGCUCCGUACCUGUCCGAUACCAGGCUGGUUCGUCACGAUCCUUAUGAUCGACGCGACCGCUACAAUGACUUCGACGCCGAAACCGAUUCUGUCUCCGACACCUCGGAUGUGUCGUCGACCACCCAGACUACCUCAGUCGUCUCGUCCUCGACGGUGACACAAACGACCACAACUUCGACGGAAUCGGAGUCGGACGGAACGUCCUGUGCCAGUGAUGUGACCCCAACAGAGACGGUUCAUACGACCAAGAGCACUCCGUCAGUGCGUUUCACCCCUAGCGUCAUUGGCUCGAGCUCAAGUGUUGUCAGCUCUGUUUCUCCCGGCCGUUCAGGCUCCAGUGUGGCUACCUCGACCACUAGCCGUUCGUCCAAGCCGUGCCAAAACCUUCGGCCGUCCAAGGCCAGCUCCGACUCCGACCGAGCAGUCACGAAGAGCAGCCCGAGAGCAGUUCAGAUCAACAUGAAGCUUCCUCCUCCGAGCUUGGAUACACCUGAGAUUCGCUAUCUCCACGAGCUCGUCAAGACCCAACAGGAGCUGGAGCGAAGCCUUCAGCACAAGAUUGAUCAGAUGGAAGGCCAGAUUGAGGAUCUGCGUGAAAAGGAAGCCAUCGCGAGAAGGGAACGUGACGAGGCCAAUGCUAACCUGAUGGCUGCCGAGCGUGAGAGGGAGUGUGCCGAGAGGGAACGCGACGCCGAACGCAAUAGCCGGUACGAUCUCGUCAGAUUAUCCCAGCGGCAGCAGAACAUGCUUGACGAGCUUCGUAGCAACUACGACUUUGCGAAGGCCCAGAUCGCCGAGCUUGAGCAGGAGAAGGCUGCCGAGCGCGACGUCUCUAUGGGUCUUCAACAUAAGCUGGACGAAACCAAAAAGGUCAUCGAUGAACACAAGAAGAUCAUCGAGGAGCACAAGAGGACCAUUGAGCUACAGAAGAACAUGAUCUUCGAUGUCGAGAAGGAAAGGGACACGAUCAAGGCGGCCAAGGCUAAGGUGGAAGAGGAGGUUGCCCGGCUCCAGAAGGACUUCAAGAAGCACCUCGAUGGAUGCAAAGAGCACGAGGGUCUACUGGAGCAGCGCAUCUCUGCCCUGGAGGCCAGCCGGAACACCCUAAAGGAACAGCGUGACACCAAGGACAAGGAAAUUGCUGAAAUGGCUGCAGAGCGUGAACGGUUGAAGGCGGAGAUCGCGGUCCUCAGUGCUCGUGUGGCUACGCUGUCUGAUUCAUUGAAGCUUGCCCAGGACGAGCAGGUUAGGAUCAGGCAGGCGGCUGAGGAAGAGAAGCAGGAGAUCCUGCAAGCGGCAGAGGCGGUGAAGCGCAAGAUCAUGACUGACGCUGAGGAGGACAAGAGGAAGAUUAAGGAACAGGCCGAGGAGGAGCAACGCAGAAUUCGGGAAGCUUAUGAGGCCGAGAAGGAAGCGAUCCGGAAGGACGUCGUUGCGGAACACCUGGCGCUCGAGGAACGGAUCAACGAACUGGAGCAGGUGAAAGAGGCGUUGAUGAGCACCAAGGCCGCGGUUGAGGAGGAGAAGUCUGAAGCUCAGGCGAAGCUUGCGACGGCAACCGAGGAAGUCGCUAAGCUCACGGCGCAGUUGUUGGAGCUGACAGCAGGCGAGUCGGCCCUUAAGGCCAACAUCGCCAGCCUGGAAGAAGAGCUUUCGUCCUCCAAGGCUGAAGUGACUAGCCUACAGGGGCAGGUUGACAACUUGGUGAAGGAUAAGGUUACCCUCGAGGCCAACCUCAACGCGCUGAUCGACGAGAAGGCUCAGAUGCAAGGGCGGAUUCACAAUCUCGAGACUGAGCUUGCUGGCGCGAAGGAGGCCAAUAUCUCUCUCGCCCAGCAGAAGUACCAGAUUGACCAGGACGUUGCCGGCAUUCAGGGUGCUCUGGAGGCUUCCCGAGACCAGGUCAAGAAGCUCGUGGAGGAAAAGGUUGCCCUGCAAGCUCAGGUCGAGAAGGUCACUCCUUUACAGGCGGCCAAGACCGAGCUUGAGGGGAAGGUAGCCGAGCUGCAAGGCAGGAUUGCAGAGUUGGAGGGCAAAGUCAGCCAGCUCCAGAACGAGGCUGGCAAGAUUCCUGUUCUGUCGAGCGAGAAGCAGGCUGCCGAGAGCAAAGUCGCUGAGGCCCAGAGCAAGCUCGCUGAGGUUGAGGGUCAGAAGGCUGAGCUUGAGACCAAGCUGGCUCAAGUUCGCGCCGAGGCCGCGAAGCUCCCUGCUCUUGAGUCGGCUAAGUCCGAACUCGAGGGGCAGGUAUCGAAGCUUCAGGUCAAGGUCGCUGAGCUCCAAGCGGAGGUCGCCAAAGACCCUAACUCGGCUGUGGCGGCGCUCAUGGCCCAGCUUGACGCGAAGACUCAGGAGAUAUGCCGGCACGUUGAGCAGAUCAAUGUGCUGACAGAGGCCAACUCCGGAUUGUCGACGCAGCUUGGUGCGGCCAGGCAGCAGCUCGAAACGACGCAGAAAUUGCUCGACAACAUGACGCAGUCUUACAACAUGGCUACAAACCAGAUCAUCGAGCUUCAGCAGCGUGUAGAUAAACUUUCAUCCGGAUCCCGCAGGUCGAGCCGUUCUCGUCACUCGUCGCCGCAGAAGAAGGACCGGGAAAGCAGCAAGAAGGACAAGCAGCUCGUCGUGGUGCGCAACCGGGAGGACAGAGGAGGGGCCCUGUCAGUGAUGCUCCAAAUUGCCGCCGGCAUUUAA
Thermochaetoides thermophila DSM 1495 is the source of this 3138-nucleotide messenger RNA. RefSeq lists its product as uncharacterized. The transcript has a single exon. The record is from RefSeq and is a predicted model, not a curated record. The coding region runs from base 1 to 3138 and encodes 1045 amino acids. Lineage: Eukaryota; Fungi; Ascomycota; Sordariomycetes; Sordariales; Chaetomiaceae.